GUUUCAAACGUACAGUUCGACGGGCGCGCGCGAAUACAUAAGCUUUGCAUUAAAUAAUAAUAAUAAAUAAAUAAAUUCUUUAUAUUUUUCAAAACGAAGUUAUUUAGUUAUCUACAAAAUACUUGAUAGUGGUCUCAUAAAGAAUUUACCUACACGUUUUCAACGAGUGAUAUGAUAAUUAAAAAAGAAAUCCAGGUGUUUCAAAUCUAAUCUCUUCCUAAUUCUAAAUUACUUAUUUGUUGAUAGUGAAAAGAUUUAAAUUACAAGAAGAUAUUUGCUGAUGCAAAACGUGGUGUGUUUUCGAUGAAAUGUCAUUGAUUUGAAUCUUUAUCGAAGUGUGAAAGAAUAAACAGUCAAAAUGACAGAAAACGGUGUUGCACGGAAUCGUUUAAAGAAUGGGAAGAAGAGUGAGAUACCGACUGUGACUAACGGAGAUGUGCUUAAAGAAAAUGAGUUCAAGGUUCGAGAGUCUCCCCUGACGGAGCUGAUACAGUCCUCCUUGCACAUCAGGGCUAUAUACAACAUCUUCGUGGUGAUACUCCUUGUGCUGUUCUGCGACACCGUCAUCUACGACCUCGUCGAGAGAGGAAAGAUAAAUAUUGGACUCGGGGUUAUUGCAGCGGGAUUCGGUGACAUCAGGAGAGGAAUGAAAUUGUUGCUGUACGACUUUUGUGUUGCUAUGGCUUUUUAUCCGCUGCUCGUAGCAUAUUCUUGGGUCGGAAAAGUUACCAAGAAAUAUCCAGUAUUACGACCAACAGUGGUGAUGCUGGGUAUACUCGGUGUGAUUGCCGUGGUGAUGGCCGUCGCCGUAGUACCCAUCGUUGAGCUGGGUAGGAAACAUCUGGAGCUCGGCUCUUCCAUCGCUGUCACCUGCGAAAUGUUCCGCUACAUGAUGAAGCUAGUGUCAGUAUCUGUGGCUUGCGGGCCGCGGUGUCUGAGCGGGGGCCUGCCGCUGCCGACCUUCAAACACUACGUAUACUUCAUGUUCGCGCCAACUCUCCUCUACAGAGAUCAAUAUCCCAGAACAAAGAAGAUAAGAUGGGGUCUGGUGGUGUUCCAUUUCCUGGAAGUAGCCGCGAUUAUAUUCUACAAUUGUUUUCUCUGGGAGAGAUUCAUCAUGCCCUACUGGUCUGACUACGGGAAGGAGAAAACGGUGGAAGCAGGCACGGUAGUCCGAGGUAUGUUUGCGUGUGUGCUGCCGGGCGUCAUAUCCUUCUUAUGUGGGUUCUACUGUAUACUGCAUGCCUGGCUCAACGCCUGGUCCGAGAUGCUCAAGUUUGGAGACCGGCUGUUCUAUGAGGACUGGUGGACAACUUCCCAGUUCGCCCUGUACUAUCGUCGUUGGAACCGAGUCGUGCACUCCUGGCUCCGAGACCACAUCUACAUUCCUCUGGCCCCACGAGCUGGACGUCCUCUAGCCACAUACAUCGUAUUCUUGGUUUCAGCCAUAGCCCACGAGGUGAUCCUAGCGUUGUCUUUCGGCUUCUUCUACCCAGUGCUGCUGGUGGAAUUUGGUUUAAUCGGCGUCGUGAUGGUGCCGCUCACAGCAAAGAGUGGCCAGCUCUUCCCUAACGCAUUCAAUUUGAUCAUGUGGCUCGCAUUCUUCAUAGGAAACGGAAUCCUGUGGAGUUUGUAUCCGAUGGAAUACUUCGCCCGGCGGAAUUGUCCGGUGCUGGAGACGGACAGCUACUUCAUUCCAAAGUCGUGGUCCUGCCCAGAAGUCAUCCUGAAACCUAACUGGACAUUCCAGAACCCGUUACGGAUAUUUACAACAUAAGACUAGAAUUUACAAGGAACUAAUAGUGAAUUUAUUGUUAUACUUAUACAUACAUACUUAACUUUUACUUUUAUAAAAAAAAAAUAUUAAUUUUA
Messenger RNA from Spodoptera frugiperda (fall armyworm), 1872 nucleotides. RefSeq names its product sterol O-acyltransferase 2. Gene Ontology annotation, biological process: cholesterol metabolic process. The transcript is spliced from 10 exons. Lineage: Eukaryota; Metazoa; Arthropoda; Insecta; Lepidoptera; Noctuidae. The record is from RefSeq and is a predicted model, not a curated record. Gene Ontology annotation, cellular component: endoplasmic reticulum membrane. The coding region runs from base 359 to 1777 and encodes 472 amino acids.